UUUCCGACAGGAUAUAAUAAUCACUUGCAACCUGAACGGUCUCGAACAGAGCACGGAGAACAGCAGCGGUCGGUAGUCGACAUCGGAGAAGUGAACGAGCCUGAGAGAAAACGGAGCCUUUGUUUUCAGAAGCAGCAGGGAGCAGAACCGGAGGAAAGAUGAUGAGUUUUCUGCCAUACUUCUCCGCUGAGACCUGGACCUUCCUGGCCCUCCUCAUCACCCUCAUUGUAGUGUACGGGUACUGGCCCUAUGGUGUAUUCACUAAGAUGGGUAUCCCUGGUCCCAAACCCCUACCUUACUUUGGCACAAUGAUGGAGUAUAGAAAGGGCAUGAAUAACUUUGACACAGAGUGCUUUCAGAAGUAUGGGAGAAUUUGGGGGAUCUAUGAUGGGAGGCAGCCUGUUCUGUGUAUCAUGGACAAAAGCAUGAUCAAGACCGUCCUGAUUAAAGAGUGUUACAACAUCUUCACCAACCGCAGGAACAUCAUUCUGAACGGUGAGCUGUUUGAUGCGGUGUCCAUUGCCGAGGACGAUACAUGGAGACGGAUCCGCAGUGUCCUCUCACCUUCCUUUACCUCUGGACGACUAAAGGAGAUGUUUGGUAUCAUGAAGCAGCACUCUACUAACCUACUGAACGGAAUGAAGAAGCAGGCAGAUAAAGACCAGACCAUCGAAGUGAAGGAGUUCUUUGGGCCCUACAGUAUGGACGUGGUCACCAGCACAGCCUUCAGUGUGGACAUUGACUCUCUGAACAACCCUUCAGACCCCUUUGUCUCCAACGUCAAGAAGAUGCUCAAGUUCGACCUGUUCAACCCACUGUUCCUCCUAGUCGUGUUGUUUCCUUUCACAGGUCCUAUCUUGGAGAAGAUGAAGUUUUCUUUCUUCCCGUCUGCGGUGACAGACUUCUUUUAUGCCGCGCUGGCGAAGAUCAAAUCUGGACGUGACUCUGGGAACUCAACCAGUCGGGUGGAUUUCUUACAAAUGAUGAUCGACUCUCAGAAAUGCAACAACACGGAGACAGGAGGGGAACCGACUAAAGGACUGACUGAUCAUGAGAUCUUGUCUCAGGCCAUGAUCUUCAUCUUCGGUGGCUACGAGACCAGCAGCAGUACUAUGAGUUUCCUGGCCUAUAACCUGGCAACCAACCCCCACACCAUGACCAAACUGCAGGAGGAGAUAGAUACUGUGUUCCCCAACAAGGCUCCAAUCCAGUACGAAGCUCUGAUGCAGAUGGACUAUUUGGACUGUGUGUUGAACGAGUCUAUGAGACUGUACCCCAUCGCCCCGCGACUGGAGAGGGUCGCCAAGAAGACGGUGGAGAUUAACGGCAUUGUCAUCCCCAAAGACUGCGUUGUCCUGGUUCCCACGUGGACCCUCCACCGUGACCCAGAGAUCUGGUCCGACCCUGAGGAGUUCAAACCAGAGAGGUUCAGUAAGGAGAACAAGGAGCCUAUUGAUCCAUACACGUACAUGCCGUUUGGGGCGGGGCCCAGGAACUGUAUUGGGAUGCGAUUCGCCCUGAUCAUGAUCAAACUGGCCAUGGUUGAGCUCCUCCAGAGUUUCACUUUCUCCGUCUGCGACGAGACCGAGAUCCCUUUGGAGAUGGACAACCAGGGUUUUCUGAUGCCCAAACGACCAAUCAAACUGAGGCUGGAGCACCGUAGCAACACCCUUAGCAACACCACCGCCACCUCUCUGACAAGUCCAACAACAUGA
Oncorhynchus masou masou (cherry salmon) is the source of this 1715-nucleotide messenger RNA. RefSeq names its product cytochrome P450 3A27-like. The transcript is spliced from 13 exons. The record is from RefSeq and is a predicted model, not a curated record. Lineage: Eukaryota; Metazoa; Chordata; Actinopteri; Salmoniformes; Salmonidae. The coding region runs from base 159 to 1715 and encodes 518 amino acids. Gene Ontology annotation, molecular function: iron ion binding; steroid hydroxylase activity; oxidoreductase activity, acting on paired donors, with incorporation or reduction of molecular oxygen, reduced flavin or flavoprotein as one donor, and incorporation of one atom of oxygen.